GGAAUAACCACGGAUCCGUUCCCCGCAGUAACUAUUUGUAACUUAAACAAGGUUUAUAAAAAGAAGGUUGAGCAGAUCUCAAUCUACUCCCCGGAAUAUGUAAAGAUGAAAUUAAUAUGUAAACAUAAGGUGAAUGCAACUAUUGCCAACUCAAUCACGAAUUGGAACAGCUUGAACGAUUUUAUAAAAGAAAUUUCUCAACCAUGCAGGGACAUGUUGCUCGGAUGCUAUUUCGGCGGAGUAAAGUACAAUUGCGAAGACAUUUUCCACGCAAUCAUAACUGACAGCGGUUUAUGCUGUGUCUUCAAUAUGGUGCAUAGCGACUUCUUACUCAAAAAACCGGUGCCGUGCGUUAAUUGCAAAAACGCCAAACCGAAUGGCACUGUUUAUGUUGAUUGGACCCCUGAAAAAGGAUAUCCUGCAAACUUACCCGAAAGUUAUAUUCCAAUGCCUUCUGCUGGCACAGGCGAGUCUUUGGGAUUGUCGGUAACUCUGGACGUUGAAGCAGACUAUUAUUAUUGCUCUUCUGAGAACAGUGUCGGCUUCAAAAUGUUACUACAUAAUCCACUUGAGUUGCCCGAUAUGCGUGAGAUCGGCUUAUUACUGUCACCCGGACGAGAAACUAAAGUGCGAAUUAAAGCUGUUAAAACCGAAUCGGAAAAGCAUUUGCGUUCCAUGAAUAAGAAAAAUCGCUUAUGUUUCUUUGAGGAUGAAUAUAAUUUAAAGAAUUACAAGGUGUAUACGCAACGGAAUUGUGAGUUAGAAUGCUUUAUGAAUAUGUUACUGGCCUAUUGUGGGUGUGUCACUCAUUAUGCGCCCACUGCUUUUGCUAAUCAAACCGUAUGCAGCAUAUAUGAGUUAUCCUGCGUCAAUCGUGUUCAGCAGCAAUCCAUGGUGGAUAAGAAUGGUAACGGAUGUCCGGAAAUCUGUUGGCCCAGUUGCUAUGAUCUCUCAUACCUGCCGGACUUCUUCACUACACCACUGGCACAUGCGCGAUUCCAAAACUCGAACCAAUUUAGUAAGAAUAUGAGUAGUAUUUAUAUGGAAAAAAAUAUUGCCGUCGUAAAUGUUUAUUUCAAAGAGAGCUGGUACCGAAGCAGCAAGCAGAAUGAAUAUAUUGGAAUAACCGAUUUUUUAUCAAGUGUUGGCGGUAUAAUUGGGCUUUUCUUUGGAUUUAGUUUCAUAUCCUUGGCUGAAGUCAUUUACUACUUUGUUUUGAAACCCGCUCGAAUAAUUAUUGUGGCAGCUGCGACGAAACGAAAAAUGCUUAGAAAUAAGAAGAAGUUGAACAAAUUGGCGUUGUUCGCAAACGCGUCUACGGAUAAGCACACUUGUAGUCUCACAGAAAGCCAAAUACAGCAGACAUUAAUUGAAGAUAUUGUGAAUAUUGAUAAGUCUAGUAAUUUUGAGGACGAUGAGAAUGUAUUGAAAGAUUUGCCAGAUGGCGAAUAUUCAGAAAAAUAUGAUAUAUUGAUGCAACCAAUAGCACUAGAGCCUGAAUAG
Messenger RNA from Bactrocera latifrons, 1503 nucleotides. RefSeq names its product pickpocket protein 28-like. Gene Ontology annotation, molecular function: ligand-gated sodium channel activity. Lineage: Eukaryota; Metazoa; Arthropoda; Insecta; Diptera; Tephritidae. Gene Ontology annotation, biological process: sodium ion transmembrane transport. The coding region runs from base 106 to 1503 and encodes 465 amino acids. Gene Ontology annotation, cellular component: membrane. The record is from RefSeq and is a predicted model, not a curated record. The transcript is spliced from 7 exons.